Molecule: messenger RNA, 3015 nt
Organism: Prorocentrum cordatum
Lineage: Eukaryota; Dinophyceae; Prorocentrales; Prorocentraceae
Source: the annotation of a GenBank genome assembly
GUCCAAGGAGUCCUGUUGCCGGCCCGCGACCUGCCCCCGCGAUUGGGGCGCGACGCCUGCCUGUGGAUGGCGACGGCGCUGAUGGAGCCUGGCUACAGCAGCCUGCAAGAUGUGGUGGGCCCGAAGGUGCAGGCCAAUGCUUGCGAUGGCCUCCCAGGAGUGUCGCAGCCCUUGGAGGAGGCGCAGCCUCAGCUGCGGAAGGUGCGCGAGCUGGAAGUCAUCGUCCCAGACGGGGCGAGGCCAGGGGAGACGAGGCUCUCCCUCUCCCUGGAAGACGCCCACAAGCUCCUGGUGACUGUGCCGCCAGGGGCGCUGCCGGGGGACCGCCUCGUGCUGACGGAGCAGGACGAGGGCGCGUGGUCCUGCGCUGUGGCCGGCAGUUGCCGCCGGCUUUCGCCACGGGCGGCGGACGAUGGCACCGUCAAGUUCCUCGUGCCGCCGAACGUGACGCCCGGCGUAACGAAGAUGGCGGCCAGCACGGGGCACGGCGAGACCGUGAUGGUGACGGUGCCGCACGGCGCGGUGCCGGGCGACAAGGUGGUGCUCUCGAGGGACCCUGGGGUCGGCGGCGACGCUGGCCCAUGGAGGUGCAGUUUCGUGCGGCUGCGCGUGCAGGCGGAGGAGGGCGAGGCUGCGCAGUUGGGCCCCCUUGUGCUGGUGCCCACCCCGCGGGCGCCGCCCCCCGAGGCGGGCGACGCGUGCCGACAGCUCUUCGCGGCGGCGCGGGCGGCCGGGUGCCACGUGAGCCACAAGUUGGUCAGAGGGUGCGCCCCGCCCUUGAACGUCCCGGGCUUGCUGGCCGCCGAUGCCGUCGACGAGGGCGAGGAGCUGCUGAGGAUCCCCGCGAGGUUCCACAUCACGCCGAGGCGAGCGCAGGGCGAGGACCCCGAGCUGUGGCGGGCGUGCGCCGAGCUGCCCGAGGGCGUGCCGCGCGGGCGCCGCGCCGAGGUUUGCCAGACCGCGUUCGUGGCGCGGCUGCUGCACGAGGCAGAGGACCAGGCCGUCGCGGCGGCCGCCGGCGGCGCCGCCAGGGACGGCGGAGCUUGCGAGGACUUUGGAAGGACUGACGCCGAGGUGCUGAGUGUCUGGCGAAGCUACGUGGACGGCAUCCUCAGCGAGCACUUCGACGCGCACCCCUUCCGGCUCGCGGCCGCAGACCCCGCCAGCAUGCGAGCAGCUUUCACGCCCUCGCCGGAGGCAGAUUUUUUCGUGGAGAUGGCACGCGACUUCGGGAGCAUGCACUCCUUUCUGCAGGCCGCCUUCGCCGAGCGCAUGCCUAGAAGGCGCUGCCCGAGCCUCGGCAUGUACACGAGAGGACGGUUCAGCGUCCUCACGAGGGUCUUCGAGACUUGCGACAGCUCGACGUUGGUGCCCGUGGUCGACCUCUUCAACCACUCCACCACGUCUCCAGGCGUGUCGUGGAGGUGGGAUGCUGAGGGACAGGCCAUGGUAGUCACAGCGGACCGUGCGCACUGCGCGGGCGAGGAGCUUUGCUGCUCGUACGGGCCGAGGUCCAAUGUGCUCCUCUACCGCACCUACGGCUUCACCCAUCCACCAGAGCAGGAGCCAGGGUGGUCACACAUCGUGCGGCGGGAGAGGAUGCUGCCCGUGUACGAGGUCUUCCUGCCGAGCGGCUGGCGGGACCAGAUCGUGCUCGACACCGCCCGCCUGGAGGACUCCCUGUGCAGGGCCCUCAACUCCGCCGCCGCCAACGGCCGCGACGCCGUCGCGUUCCUGCGGCUCCUCUGCGCUCGCAGCCGCUGGCCCUACGAGGAGAGCGAGCGCCUGCGGCCGGCACUGCAGGCGCUCGCCCGCGCGAGGGCGCGCGACCCGGCCAGCAGCGCCUGGUGGUCCGAGCUGGAGGGCGCGGACCGCGAGCUCGCGGGCCAGGAGAGUGGGCCCGGCUGCUGAUGUGCGAGUACCUCUGCCUCGUGGCCCACGAGGAGGCCAUCGCGUGUGCCGACGGGGCGCCUCGAGGAGAGCAGAAGCCUUGCGCGCGCCCGUGUGCUGCGGCGCCUCCUGGGGCAGGCGCUCGGCAUGCUGCGGGCCGGCAAGCGCUUCGGCAUCCGGCGCGUGCGGGCGGACGGCGGGGAGGAGGGCGAGGAGGACGAGGUCGAGCCUUAGCCUCACUCUCGGCGGCGCCGGGCCGUCAUGGCGAGCCGAGUGGGCUCGUGGGCGGCCGGGGGUUGCUCCGGGGCUCCGCGCCGGCAAGGCCACGUGCCUGGAGCGGCUCGCUCGCGCAGGGCUCCAGCGGGAGAGCCAUGCUGCGGGGCACCGUUGCGUGCCUCCAGGGUGCCCUGGGCUUCCUGGGCGUGGACGGCUUCGCGACAGAAGGCGUGACGUGCCCACACCAGCAGUCCACAGACGUCCUGGGGGUCUCAGGGUUGGGUUUCCUGUGGAGGGUUUCCUGCUGGUCGUGCUCCUGCUGUACACGGACGCGGUGGCGGGCUGCUGCACGUCGUGCGGGGGUUGCUGCCCAGGGCAGGACAGCAGAUGCAGGGCCCCGGCCCGCCGUCCCCAGCGGCCAGCGGGCGCGCCGAGCCACGCCUCCUCUCCGUCCCUGCUCCUCCCCCCCCCGUCCCACAUUUGCCGGUUUUUUCCCUCCCGUCCCCUACUUCCUCCACGCCGUGUUUCACCGUGUCGGUGGAGGGCAGGCACUGCGCUUGGCCACGUGGCCUCCCGAAUACAAUCUGCCCAGAAUUCACAUACCGCCGAACACCAUUGCGCGUCAUCGCGAGGACAGCGGUGCGGAAAAGUACAGCAACCAUGAUGUAGGUUGAUUCGGAGCUGCGAAGCGGUGCGGUAGGCUGUCCUACACGCCACGCGGACACUACGUGUGCAGUCAUCAAGCGGUUUUCGACCAGUUCCACCAUCUUGCUUGGACUGAGGUUCCUGGGUGCACUUGGAGCGGUCGAUGCUAAUUUUCCUACACGCUCCACUCCUGGAACACACCCCGAAUUUGACACCGUCUACAACAGAUCAUGCAAAUAUGUACAUUUAGCCCGCCGUACUGCU